CGGACAUUCAGAAGAUGUAUUCCUCAAAGGGGCUUAAGGGCAGCAGUACCUCACCAUCGGUCUUCAAGUGAAGCUGUGUAGCCACGCCAACUAUACAAAUACGUAUACGUGUCCGAAAAGCCAUGAAAGAAAAACAGAGUCCAGCAUGUGCGGUAGAUUCCUCGCCAAGUCCACCCAUCAAAACAUCUCUCGACAAGCAAUCUGCCUCGCAGCAGUUUGGUCGGCCAGUAUUCACUCAAAAGUUCAGGGAGGGCACCGGCGGCAAGGUGUGGUGGACCAUUUUUACCCUUUUGAUGGUAGCUACCGUGUCUGUUCGGUUUUACAAAUUACGUUAUCCAGAACAAGUCUGUUGGGAUGAAACACACUUUGGAAGACAUGCCAACCAAUACCUACAACGGACUUUCUUCUUUGACGUUCACCCACCACUUGGCAAAAUGCUUGUUGCAUUGUUUGGUUACUUGGACGGAUACGAUGGUUCCUUCUGGUUUGAAGUCGGGAAAAAAUAUGGAGAUGCCUCUUACAUGGGGAUGCGAAUAGGAUGUGCUAUUAUGGGAGCUUUGGUAGUUCCACUCUGCUUCUUGACCAUCUGGGAAAUGACAGCAUCUUUACCAGCGUCUACCUUCACUGCCCUUUGUCUAAUUUUUGAUAACUCGUUGGUAGUACUGAACCGCUUUAUACUUCUUGACCCACUGAUGCUGUUCUUCAUUUCGGCUACCGUUUUUUCUAUGGCCCAUUUUAACAAACAAAAAAGAUCUUUCAGCUUCUUAUGGUGGUUUUGGUUGUCGUCAACUGGCAUAUUCAUGGCCGGAUCUUUCAGCGUUAAAUUUGUCGGAUUGUUUCUCGUUUUCUUGGUUGGACUGCGAGCCAUAUAUGAUUUGUGGAUUAUUCUUGGAGAUAUGUCGCGACCGGUGACAUAUACAGUCAAACAUUUCCUUGCAAGAGCUCUGUGUCUGAUAGCGCUUCCCGUCGCUCUGUAUGUCGCCAUUUUCUACGUUCAUUUGAGGAUUCUCCAUCUCGGAGGGGAAGAAGACGAAUUUUACAGCUCUGCUUUCCAAGUGAGUCUCAAAGGCAACAUGUUCCACAAUUCUACUGGACCCCGAGAGGUUGCAUAUGGAGCAGUUAUCAGAGUGAAAAAUAAUGUUCUUGAGGGCCAAUAUCUUCAUUCACAUCGAGAGCUCUAUCCUGUCGGUGCAAGACAGCAGCAGAUUACCACCGUAUACAUCAGGGAUCCGAAUAACCGGUGGUUCAUCAAAAGACACAAUCAAUCUUCUCCUCUGUGGAAUGCUACAGAUCCCAUUGAUUUAGUCCGUAACGGCGAUUUGAUCCGAAUAGAACAUCGAACAACAGGACGCAAUCUUCACGUUCAUAGAGGACCGGCGCCCAUCUCUAAUAAAAUGUAUCAAGUCACUGGUUAUGGCGUGAGAGGAGAAGGUAACGAUGAUGAUUUCUGGCGUCUCGAAAUCGAAGGGGCGGCAGAAGGCGAAGUGCUAGAAAUUGUGCGACACAGUUUUCGGUUGGUGAGUCCAAAUAAUAAAUGCGUCCUUACUUCUACGACGAAAAAUUUACCAGAAUGGGGAUUCGGAUCUGCUGAAGUGGCCUGCAAUCCCAAAAUACAUGAUGAUCGCGCCUAUUGGCACAUCGACGAUAACCGUUAUCCACGCCUUCCCAACGUCAGCUACACCAUAUAUGAGCUCAGUUUCCUGGAGCGAUUUAUCGAAUCCCAUAAGAACAUGUUUAUGGGUAAUGCUGGCUUUAGACCAAAAAUAAGUGAUUUCCAAUCUAGGCCGUGGAUGUGGCCUAUCAAUUUCAGGGGCCAAUUCUUCUCAGUGGAGGGAGUAGUCAUCUACCUACUGGGCAAUCCAAUCAUCUGGUGGGGACACUGUCUCUGUUUUCUCUUUUACUUUCUCCUUUGGAUCGUGAAUGCCGUCAUCGAGAAACGAUCAGUCAACAUCUCAGAUAAGCAACUCGAUUUGCAGAGGAGAACACUAAAUACGUGCAAAUGGCUAUUUAUCGGUUUCUUGUGCCACUAUGCACCAUUCUGGCCUAUGGCGCGUAUAUUGUACUUUCACCACUAUUUUCCUGCUCUGCUCUUCUCAAAUAUGAUAUCAGGAAUGAUGCUAAAUUACAUUUUGGAAACCUUUUCGGAAAAAAUUUCACCCAAGUUCUACACGUACUUCGUUUCGGGACUACUUUUGGUAUUUUUUUACAGCUUCUACCUUUUUACCCCUAUCACUUACGGAUAUCCGAAUCGUCCGUCACAGUACAACGAUUCCCAAAUGUACGGCAUGAAGUGGAUAUCGAGUUGGGAAUUUUAGUAGAUUUAAAUCUUUAGUGACAAUCGUUCCGGAAAAGAAAGUUUGGGAAAAACAAACUAAAAAGAUUGGAAAAAAAUUCUUUUUAUCACUGAUCCACAGAAUACGUGUGUUCCAUUCCAUAAUGUGUCUGUCCUUUGCUCAUCUUGUGCAACAGAAUUCAUUGGACAUGA
This is a messenger RNA of Daphnia carinata, 2485 nucleotides long. RefSeq names its product protein O-mannosyl-transferase 2-like. Gene Ontology annotation, molecular function: dolichyl-phosphate-mannose-protein mannosyltransferase activity. Lineage: Eukaryota; Metazoa; Arthropoda; Branchiopoda; Diplostraca; Daphniidae. The transcript has 17 exons. Bases 123 to 2315 code for a protein of 730 amino acids. The record is from RefSeq and is a predicted model, not a curated record. Gene Ontology annotation, biological process: protein O-linked glycosylation via mannose. Gene Ontology annotation, cellular component: membrane; endoplasmic reticulum.